CCACCAAAUCGAACUGAAAACUUGAUUACUUUAAUUGUAAAUGUAUUUGUCGUAUCAGUCACCCACAAUUUUUUUAAUUUGAUCUUCGAACUUUUUUGCAGUGACUCUUUUAAAGUUACGAGUCUUGAUGAUCUCUUCCUUCUUUCACUCUUCUCUCAACCUCAAACUCUCUCUUCUCUCUCGAAUGGUGUGACUUUAAUUCUUCAUUUUUAACCCUAAAAUCUCAAUUCUCCUAAUUUGGAUUCUUGCUUUUCACUUCGCGGGCUGUCAAUAUCUACAACAGUUACGAACAGCUCAGUCCCAAGGGAUGCAAUUUCCAAAGUAAGAAGCCCAGGAUUCGUGAUUUUUAGGGUUCCACUGUUCCCCAUUCUUCCUUUACCUAAUUUUUUUGGGAGUGUAGUUGUUUAAACAAUAUCUCUGGGCUGGUUGUUGUGUGAGUAAGAGGAUGACAAAGGAGUUUGUCAGAAGUGAUAUUGAGGAGAUUCCAUAUUCUGGGUCUUCGAGAGUAGAACUAAAGCGGAGUCAUCAGUGGUUGACAGAACCGUCUGGCUCACAACUACUCGGUAACAAGAGACACUUGAUAGAGAUUGGUGCAGCACAUAUGAAUCUUUCUGCAUGGGACAAUUCUCUUGUGCCCUCCCAGUUAACUAAUUGCUUAUUCGAUCCUGCCAUUGCGCAUACAUCACAUCUCCUUGGUCAACAGCAUACUGAGGCGGAGCAAUGCAGUAAUGUUGUUUCGUCAAUUGGUUUGCCAGUGGUCCAUGGUAGCACACUGAAUCUUGACACCAUCAGAAAAGUUAAAGUCUCUGAAACUGCCAACAUUCCCGAAUUCAUGGUUCAGCUUUAUGGGGGAGUUUCAAGAUCAUCUGAAACAGGUCCUUCAUAUAAUAAUAGCAGUCAAGAUAGCACUCUGUCCUUUGACAAGAGCUUCGUCUUGCCAGGGCAAUUCGCUAGCAAGGCGGAUGGAAAUUUCUGUCGAAACUUCAGCAACCAAGGUGUUGGUGCCACACCAAUGGGUGAGAACUUUGUAUUGAUGGGUCAGUCUCUUCAAAAGGCUGAUUGUAAUAUCUUCUCAAUGAGUUCCUCCUACACCAAGGAACUGGAGAACUUUAUGUCUCUACACUCUCGUGACAGAGUACCUGAAAAUGUUUUCAUGGCGGGACCAAACUGUUGCAAAGAAAAUACCAAUGUGUUUUCAAGAGGGGAGUCCCUAUACACGCAAGGUGGUGACAUGGCAUCUAUGGUUUCUUGCCAAGGAAGAGCAGACGAAACCAGUGAUCACGAAGAGAGAAGCCAGACCAUAUCUUUUGGAGAUUAUUAUCAGAAAGAAACCACACUGGGUUCAUCAGUUCGUGUUAUUAACAGUUUUGAGAACUUCAGCCAUGACCCUGCAACUGCUAAAGUUCCUCUUUAUAUGGAAGCAGAGGAAAACAUGUCUUUUGAAUUUGGGAAUCCCCUAUAUGCUAGUCCUAGAGUUGAUACCUUACUCGUGCCCAAAAGUCAUGUUUCAAAGACAGCUAAGAAGGGUUCUACAAACACAUUUCCUUCAAAUGUGAAGUCCUUGUUGUCAACCGGAAUGUUUGAUGGGGUUAAUGUGAAGUACUAUUCGUGGUCACGUGAGAAAAAUCUCAAAGGAAUCAUAAAGGGGACUGGGUAUCUAUGUGGUUGCAGCAACUGUAACUUUAAUAAAGUUCUUAAUGCUUAUGAGUUCGAGCAGCAUGCUAAUUGCAAGACAAAGCACCCAAAUAACCACAUAUACUUUGAGAAUGGAAAGACCAUUUAUGGCGUUGUUCAAGAGCUGAAGAAUUCACCUCAGGAGAAGUUGUUCGAUGCUAUUCAAAAUGUCACAGGAUCUGAUAUCAACCAAAAGAAUUUCAACAUCUGGAAAGCUUCAUAUCAAGUUGCCAGCCUUGAGCUUAAGCGUAUCUAUGGGAAAGAUGCAGUCACUUUGGCCUCUUGAGAAGAGAAGUUAUCAACUGGAAGGUUUUUUGUCGUAAGUGAAAUCCAUUCUUAAUCCCUCUGUAACUAUAGCUUCUGAUAUAAUAAAUCAGAACCGUGUACUGCUAUGAUGAAGUCUAGUUCGUUUACUCAAGUACAAAGUACUGCAAGGACAGAAAAUUCUAAGCUUUUA
Molecule: messenger RNA, 2131 nt
Organism: Camelina sativa (false flax)
Lineage: Eukaryota; Viridiplantae; Streptophyta; Magnoliopsida; Brassicales; Brassicaceae
Source: RefSeq, a predicted model, not a curated record